Messenger RNA from Colletotrichum navitas, 1731 nucleotides. Its product is annotated as JmjC domain-containing protein. The coding region runs from base 1 to 1731 and encodes 576 amino acids. The record is from RefSeq and is a predicted model, not a curated record. NCBI's taxonomy places the organism in Eukaryota, Fungi, Ascomycota, Sordariomycetes, Glomerellales, Glomerellaceae. The transcript has a single exon. Gene Ontology annotation, molecular function: 2-oxoglutarate-dependent dioxygenase activity.
AUGGCUACGGGGAGCCACAGCCCGUCAGAACAGGACGCCGGCACGUCAAAGGUGACAGGUGAAGCCCCCAGGCCGCCGUCAAAUAAAAUGCCCGGCCUAGACGACCCCGCGUUCACCGAAGAAUGCGUCAGGGCAACGGCCUCGAUACACACGGACGCUCACCACCAUCUCAAUGCCCUUCCCAGGAACCUCGUACAACAGCAGCUUCCAGAGGAUGAAAAUUACGGCCUUAAGCCCCUAGGCCCAGAGGUCCUCAAAUCGCUCGAGGAUCUGGCGCUCGACGUCUUGACAGUGCACGCGUCGGAAGACGCACCCUCGCCACAGGACGGCGUCCGUCUCCUCCGCCGCCUAGACGGGGAAAUCGAGAGGACGUACCGUCGGUUCUACAAUUUCGUGUACGCGGAUCUGCCGUACUGCUGGAGGCAGCUGUACACUGACUUGAGCCUGCUGAAGUUCUCGUGUCUCGUGUUCUUGAGGGAGUGGCAGAGGACGGCCGGCGGCGGCGGCGACGGCGAGGUGGACGGCGACGAGAAGCUGCUGGACGAGUUAAUCGCGGUACUCGACAGGGCCCUCGUGCUCGCCGGUGGAGCGGGCGUCGCCCGCGGGAGGAAGACAAUCUCCGAGCUGCUCACCCGCCUCGAGGAUGACUGCACACUCGCGCCCGGGCCGAGGCCUCGUCUGCCGGCCGCGUUCCCGACGUCACGACCCUUCACACCGCCCGUCACGCGCCCGAUCCGCGUCAUCGACGGUAUGUCCAUGGCGGCGUUCCAGUCCUACCUGGAUAGCCCGCCGGCUGCGGACCUCGGCCCGGAGCCGCUGGUCCUGACGUCGCUGCUGACGGGCUGGCCGGCGCUCUCCAUGAGACCGUGGAGCUCGCCGGGGUAUCUCCUCUCGAGGACGCACGCCGGGCGAAGGCUCGUCCCGGUGGAGGUAGGCCGUAGCUACGUCGAUGAGGGGUGGACACAGGAACUCGUCCCGUUCCGGGAGUUGCUAUCGCGCAUCGUUGCGUCUUCGUCUUCUGGCCCGCCGGCCCCUUCGUCGGCCCAAGACGAGGCGAGCGCCAACGGACGAACGGCGGGGACGACGUACCUCGCCCAGCAUGAGCUCUUCUCCCAGCUCCCCCACCUCCGGAACGACAUCCUCACCCCGGACCACUGCUUCACCGCCCCGCCGCCGCACCCGCUCGGCCCGUCCGCGGACAAGCCGGAGCUCGAGCUGCCCCUAGUGAACGCCUGGUUCGGCCCGGCGGGCACCAUCACUCCGCUCCACACGGACGGGUACCAUAACCUGCUCUGCCAGGUCGUCGGCGCCAAGUACGUGAGGCUGUACGCGCCGCACGAUUCCGAAGCCUUGUGCCCGCGAGGCGUCGACGAUGACGAUGACGACGACGACGCUCUCGCCGAAGAAGGGGGCGAGGGGCCAGGCGAGCAUGGUGUGAAGGGGGUCGGAGAGGGGGAGGGUACGAGGAGGAAGGUGGAUAUGAGCAAUACAAGCGCAUUCGACGUCGGCGCCGUGGAGGGCUGGGACCCGGACCCGGAGGGCCGCGACGCCAUCGAGCUCGAGGAGUUCCGCGGGUUGCGGCACUGGGACUGCGUGCUCGAGGCCGGCGACGUACUGUAUAUCCCCAUCGGCUGGUGGCACUACGUCCGCAGCCUGAGCGUGAGCUUCAGCGUGAGCUUCUGGUGGAACGGGGACCAGUACGUCGGGCCGGGAGGACGAUCUCCUGCGUGA